UGGGGGGUGUAGUCAGGUGACUCCGGCGGGCCGCCCAAGAUGGCGUCGCGUCCGCGGAGCCUGAGGAGGAAGGUUUACUGGUAACCACGGCGUGGGGCUGCCCCCGCAGGCCUCGAGUGUACGCGUGCCUCGGGAAGGGCUAUGAUCGUUCUGGGCUGCGUCUCAGGCGCUCGUUAAAGGCAUAGCCUGCCUAGCCAUGGCUCUGAGGGAGCUGAAAGUUUGCCUGCUGGGGGACACUGGUGUGGGCAAAUCAAGUAUCGUGUGGAGAUUUGUAGAAGAUAGCUUUGAUCCCAACAUUAACCCAACAAUAGGAGCCUCAUUUAUGACCAAGACUGUACAGUAUCAAAAUGAGCUGCAUAAAUUCCUAAUUUGGGAUACAGCUGGACAGGAGCGGUUUCGUGCUUUAGCCCCAAUGUAUUACAGAGGGUCAGCAGCAGCCAUUAUAGUGUAUGACAUCACAAAAGAGGAAACUUUCUCAACAUUAAAGAACUGGGUUAAAGAGCUUCGACAGCAUGGACCUCCAAACAUUGUUGUAGCUAUUGCAGGAAAUAAGUGUGAUCUUAACGAUGUAAGAGAGGUCAUGGAAAAAGAUGCUAAAGACUAUGCAGAUUCGAUUCAUGCAAUAUUUGUAGAGACAAGUGCGAAAAAUGCAAUAAACAUUAAUGAACUCUUUAUAGAAAUUAGUCGCAGAAUUCCAUCAACUGACACCAACCCCCCAUCUAGUGGUAAGGGCUUCAAACUUAGAAGACAGCCAUCGGUGACAAAGCGCAGCUGCUGUUGACUGAUCCCUUAGAAAAUCAGACUUGUUUAUACAGUAGGUGGUCUUGGAAGUUAAUAGUUCACGUUGGGUUUAUAUUAUCAGUCAGAUCUUUAUCUGCUGGUGUUCAUACACCCGAGGUCCCACAAAAAUGGACCAGUUCAUCUGACAUCUGUACAUUCGCAGAAAAGACUGCAAUUGUAAUGUCAGCCUGUUUACUUACAAAAAGUGUAAUAUCUCUUGCAUUCAAAGGGAAUCCAUCAUCACUUUUUUGGCCUUGCUUGAAAGGAAGGUGACUAUAUGGAUGGUAGAACUGAAAUGUUUAAUAGUUUUGUAAUCAAGAUUUUAGGGGUGGUUUUUUUUUUUUGUAAAAAGGGAAAUGAGCACUUUUGUGGGACUUGGGGUGGGAGGAGUCUGGAAGUUAGAUGUCAUUUCUUCCUUUUCUUCAGUGAGCCUUAUUUUAAAUUUCAUUGUAGCUAAUCCAAAGUACGAUGGGAUAGUUGAUGUGAGGUGGCUACAAAAUAAGCAACUGAAGACAAAUAAUAGGCAAAUCAGUCCAUCCAGUCCCCAAAUCCCAUUUGCACUUUUUAUUUAAAGAUGAUAUGCGCCAGGGGUGGGGACACAAGCAACAGAUCUUAAACCACAGACAAUCUUUUUCAUGCUGACUUUAAUCACUUUAAGGCAAACUGAUAUGCUUAUAGGCAUCUUUUUGUUCCUACGAGUUUUUUAAUAUUAAGAUGUUGAUUGAAGAAAACCUAGUUGUAGUUCUGACUAAAUUAAGUGGUUACUGACUAAAAGCAGAUGCUGUAAACAGAUGCUGCCAGUGGUUCUGAUAAGACCUAAGUUUUUGGGGAAAGCUUUUAAUUGCUUGGCACGUGUAAAGUGUUCAUAUUAUAUUUAUGAGACCAGUGUUUAAAGUAUUAUAAAUUAUGUAAAAACAGUAAAAAAUAAUGCAAUCUUAUACACUCCUUCCAUUCCACACCUAUGGAUAAACUCCUGGGGAAUCUCCAUCAGGUUUUUUCCCUGCAUUUUAGGUAUUGUCACUGUGAGUUCAUCCAGAGGCAGACUGAAGUUCUUUCCCUUUCAGUUACAUUUGAAAGGGCCAAUAGAGAAUGCUGUUGGUGCAGCAUGAGGUCUGCCUGUUGAACAAGCUUUCAUCUGUGGUGCACCCAGUCUUUCCUGUUUUGGGCACAAAAAUACAAAUAGGAAGUAACCUUAAGACAUGUGGUAAUGUAGAUCGUUACCUCUUGGUUCCUGGGCUUUUUCAUCUGUGAGGGUUUUUAGCAAAUCAGUGUUUAGCUUAUUCUGUAUUGAUUUUAGUACGCUUUCAAUUAAACUAUAGGUUGACCAUACCCAUUUGUGCUAUUUUAUUUAUUUUUACUUUUUGUUUCCUAUGAGCACUAGUGAGAAACUUUAUAGUUUUGAAGAAAAAGAGCUUAAUAGACUUGAGUAUAUACUAAAAUACGCUAUUUAGCUUUAGUAUCAAAAUGAGGUCAUGUUGAUGAUGCUUAUUCUUUGUUUGUAAUCUGGUUUUCUGUCAUCUCAAGUAUUUUCUCUGAAGGAAAUGUAGAAAAGUUUGUAAGAAAUGAAAGGACUUGUACUUCAGAUUAGUUUGUAUUAGUGAAAAUUCUUGUAGAGCUAUUCUGGAGCAAAACAGGUGAACUAUUACAGUGAGAUUUUGAAUGGGUCAGUAUGUUUUAAUGAAAUUUGGUGACUACGUUUUUAUCACGCCUUUUACUUGGGCUGCAUUGUCAAUUAUGCCUUCUUUGCCACAGUUGUACAGGCUAUGUGUUUAUAGAGAGCCCAAGAAGUAUAUCUUCAUCAAACGAAGGCUGUUUGAAGCCCCUUUGAAACAUUGGUCCUUAACAAAGCAUCUGAUAGUAGAGACGGAUUUGUCUUUGGUGUUCAGCCUGAUAUAUGAUAUAUUUUUUUCUGUCACUCAAAGCAAAUAAAUUAUGAACAGAAAACAUUACUCCUAUAAAAUGCUUGAUGGAAAUAUAAUCAGUAAAGAAAGAACAGAGUAAGCUUGCUCUUGGGUAUAUUUUUAACUAUAAAAAAGCAGGUUAGCAACAAAAACUUUCACAGUGGCAGUCAUGGAAAUCCCUAAUUUCUUUGAAAUAUCUCAAUUCUUACUCCCAGCAAACUUUUAAAAAGUAAAUUGUGUGGUUAUCUAAUUCAACUAUGUUUUUAAAACAUUUUGUGUUCACAGUGCUUCAGAAGUCUAUUCUAUACCAAGAUACCAGGUGCUUUAGUAUCUUGACUGUGAUACCGAAAAUACUGCUUUUAUUAAAGUUGGUUAGUAAUAAAUCUGGAAAUUCUUGAACUUGGAAAGAUCACAGUAGGAGAAGGAAAGUCUCAGAUAUUGGGAAUAUCUUUCAUGUAGGUUAGUAGACAAAGGAAUUUCAGACUUUCUAAAUUAUUGUUAUUGCCUGUUAGCAUGUGGUAAAAAUGGAGUUUAAAUCUGUGUUUCAGUGAGAUAACAAAAAUGGUUUAAUAGUAUUUAUCCAAGAUUUAUUGACUUCGGAAGAAAAUACUGGACUCUAGGCAAGACUGAGAGCUAGGCUAGUAUUGAGAUUAUUGUAGUUCUCUCCAGUCAGGGGGGAGAUCCAUAUAACUUAGCAAAUCUUUAUGAACUGCUUUCUGAUUUAUCCUCACCUAUUUGCUAUACACCAAAAUUAGACUUUAAAACCAAACAAAAAAACCCCACCCCAAAACACUAAAGCAGCAGCAACAAUCUGGCCCUUCUCAAAUGUAGCUAAGUCUUAACGCCUCAGACUCCUUUUGUUUUGUUACCAAUCUGAGUGGAAUGCCAGCAUACUUCAUAUCCUUUUUGCAGUUCUGAUCUUGAAUUACUGCAGUUAAUGAAGACAUGGAAAUAGCCAGUGUUUCAGAUUGUCCAAACUGCAAACACUGAAGAGAGGCUGCUUUUUAACACAUGCCUAUUUAAAAUGACAGACUGUUGAUGUAAGUUCUUUUGAGCCAAGAUAACUGUUUAUUGAUCAGUUGGCCCUGGCUGAAAGCUGGAAUGCAGUCUUUGCUGGAUGAGAUGCACAUGUUCAUUGUUUCGUUUUUGUUGGAGAAAAAUGGUUUCUUCUGUAUUAAUAAUUUGUUAGGCCAUCUGCUUUCAUCUUGCACUAGGCUUGCUGAAAUUGAUUGUUUUCUCCUAACAUAGCUCCUCUAUUUGGAGAUACAUUAGCCUUUGAGCGUCUGGAGCGCUGAUUAUCAACCAUUCCAGCUAAAUUUUUAAUAACUUUAUUAAGAAGUUGUUGAAAAAGCUCAGGACUGAAGUUUUAUUCCACUAUGCCUUUCUGUUUAAUGAAUGGAGCUCAUCAUAGAGACUAGACUUUCAGAUACUCUCAAAGGGUAUUUUUGCUGCAAAACAAGUUUGGAAGGGUAAAGUAUCAUGUAUGUAAAAAUGUAAGGAGGUGCAUGUCAUAUCAUUAAUCUAGAGCAUUUUUUAACUGACAAAAUAUGACUAUUUCAACUUCUAAACAACACCAGUUCUUUCCCACGGAAGUUAUAGGUUUGUACAAAAGAUAUAAUUUGAUAAAUGUUUAGUUCUUAAGCUUUGGAGCAACUUAAAUGUGCUCCCCAAGUUUUGGAGGGUGUCUUCAUCCGACCCUCUAAAUUACAAGUCUCUUAGCUGACUUGCCAGGCUCUUGAUCUGUGCUGUAAGUAGUUUUGUAGUAUCUUUUAUAUACAUGCUAAAAACUGGCAUACUAAAUGCCUAAGUACGUGAAAUCUGGAAGUUUAUGUUUAAUAACAGAAGCAUCUAGUGGUCAAACUACUGAAAAUUUAUAGGUGCUUUGAAAAGUUCUAAGAGAAUUCUAACAACUUUUGCUGUUGCCAAGAACAUAAAGACUUUGUUUAUGUUACUAGAUCCAUGUUGAAACAAAACAAAUCGUUGCACUUCAGAUCCCUACUGACAUCAGUGAGAUCCUUCCUUUAAGUGCUACAGGAUCAGACAGUUAAUAGUUUAGAGGGGCGUUUUAUGCAGACUUGAGUCUUUGUGUUGGUGUACGUAAUACCAAUUUGUUACCAGCCUGCUCAAGAAAGAUUAUUUACAUGCUUGGGAAGAGAGUAAGAGGAGAGGAGACAAUGCCUGCUUACUGAUUUGGAAGUCUAAUCCUUUAACCUGGUUGAGAGUUGUGGGAUUCAUUGGGAGCUGUCUACUUUCAUGGUUAAAGCUUCAUUUUGAUUAUCAAAAAAAUAAUUCAGGCUGAAUAUCUUGAAUGGUUUAAAAGUUGGCCUCAACAAGAUUUUUCUUACAAUGUUAAUCCUAAAUUAUUCCUUAACAUUAGUGUUAAUUUUCAGUAUAACAUAUUGAGUAUUAGUUAGAAAAGGAAGCUUUAGCAGUGAUGUUUGAAUGACUUUCUUGUGAAACAGUCUUUAGUGUUUAUUAAGGACGGUGUAGUCUAUUUGUGGUGUGCUAUGACACCCAUCUGCAAAGACUAUCUUGGGAAUUGAUGAUUUACAGGACAGAAGCUGUCUGAACUGUGUAGCUAGUCACCCUGUAGCGAACCUCACUUAUAAGCAGCAAUAGCUACAUAGAAGUAGAAAAAAAUCAUCUCAAAGAUGAGGAGAACCUGAAUAAUUCACUGACUUAAACUUCUACACUGCCUGUUCAUUUUCUAAAAAAACUUCAUGUAUCUCUCUUAAACAUUUUAAACCUCUAAAAAAAGAGGCUCUUCUGUUCGUGGACAAGAGAGAAGGACAAACUUUCUGAACAUUUUUAGCAGGAAGUUGGUUUACAGCGACCUGAGGCUGUUUGAUUGCCACAAGUCAGUUACUUGAAGUAGGAGGAUUGUGUGCUUGGAAUUAAGCUUCUAAAAAAUCUGCACAAAAUUCUGUAAAGAAAACUGUUAAAAUUUUAUGUUCAGAUCACAUUCCUAGUAAUAGAUCAUAGCCCUAGUAAUGGUAGGUGACAGACGAUUUAUAGAAGUAAGAUGUUGGUGUGAAUUACCAAUCUAAGAUAGAAAUACAGAUUCUAGUAUAAAAAAAGUCACGUCAGCUGUCCUUUUCAGAGCUGUAUGGCUCCAGCUUUUCAAAAGAAAUAUGCUUGAAACACAUCUUUGUUUCUCAUACAAGAAUUCAAGUGCCAAAACAUACUUCCCUAAAAUUAUUAGACCUUCUGACACCAGUGUUUGUUUCUGAAAAAUCCCUUCUGAUAUUUUGGAGGUCCCAAACAUUUGAAUGCAAACCCUUUCUUGGUCAGCUAGAAUCAGAAAUGCAUGACUUGGAAAAAUCAAACAAGCAUUACCAAACUUUAUCCAUGAAGUGUCACAGAUGACUCUUUCAAGGGAUAUAAGACUAUCCUGAAACCCAAGAGUACUGAUGGGCUUAGCCUCUGACAUGUCAAAAUGAUCCUAGGGUCAGCUUUUUCCUCCUUCCCCCUACCCCACCCAACCCUGAAUUUUUAACAUAGUAUUGUCAGAGUGUAUGUGCUAUAAACAGCUAUUUAGAAAUACUUAGAAAAGUUCUAGUGGCUUAGAGUUAUUUGGUGCUUUCUAUUUUACGUGGAAAAUCAAGGCAGUAGGAUGGUUUGUCUGCCUAAAAAUUGGGACAGCAUUUGCUGAAACUGCUCUCUUUCUAGAAUAAAGACUUCUUACAAGAAACAAUUUUGCUUUUCCCAUUACAUAAUCCUGCAAGUUGGGGUUCUUAAAUUUUUACUUAAACACUAACAAUGGAUUUUAUUCAAGGAGCUAAUUACCUUUGUAAAGGUACUCUUCUUUUAAGAAGGUUAGGCUUUUCUUUGCUUCAUUUCUGUUAAUUUUUUCACAUAUGUAUUGUUGAACAAACCAACUGCUACUUCUUUUUCAAAUGUUGAAGGAUACAGACGACUCUUUCUGUCACGCUCUUCAUCUGUGUGUGAUACUCCAUCCAGUUGUUGCACUUGGAUAUGCUGUAACUCUGACACCUUGAUUGAUUUGCUGCUACUAUCUUGCCUCACUUUUACUCAUGUUACAGUAUAUAUUUCCUAUUAAAUCCAUUAUGUUUUCUUGACAAUUUGUUCUUUGUUUCCUUAUGGGAUUUAGCCAAGAAUAGGUGGUGAGUGUCUUUUUCUCCUCAAAGGUUUUAGAAGUAUCUGUCACAGCGGCAAAUAUUUGUAAACAAAAUGGUAAUUCAUUAGUACAGCCUUAUGAAACUGUUGUGAAAACAUAGCAGCUGAGACAUGUAUGACUACUGUAUUAUGCCACACCACAUAAUGAAGGCUGAAAGCACAUUCACCUGGGGGAGCAAAUUAUUGUAAGGCUCUAGUAACAUGACACUCUUCUAUAUUUUAACUUCCUUUUUUGUACUUCCUAUUUCUGAAUAUUGUGUAUCCAACAUUGAAAUUGUGAGACAGCGAAUUGAUUUAAGACACAGAAAUGGGUCGCAUUUCUGUAGCUGUAAGACACUUAAGACUUCCUGGCAAUCUUCCCCUUUGUACUCCCCAUCCCCAGUACAAUGAAGAAAAAAAGAAAUAAUUCUGAAGGUUUCUUCUAAACAAGAAACUUUGCAUUUGCAUUUGUGUAUUCAGGGCACAAAAAUAACCUGAUAUGCAUAUAGCUCUUGCAGUGUAAUAAAUGUUUGCCUGUAAAAUUAAGCAUGAAGGUUAACCUUUGUAUCAGCAAUUCUUGUCCCUCUUAAGAAUGUUCUGCCUUUUCAUAGGAUUGGGUUAACCUGUUACAAAGGUUGACAGGUCUGUGCCUUCUUAUUAUAGUAUCUCUUAUUAAAACAAACUUAAGCCGCUCAAAGUUACAGAGCAUUUGCAGCACUGUAAACUGCACAAAUUUACAACCAUUGCUUCACUGCAUGAAAUGUAGUCAGAUUACUAGUAAUGAAAUAUUGUAGUGAUGAAUUCCCAAGCUUAUGAAUGUUUUGAGACUUUUUUUUUAGUCUUCUCUUGGGCUGGUCCUGAGAGUUUGUAUAGGUUUGUCUGUAUUGUUGGUUUGUAGAUGCUAAUGAGGAAAACCAGGCUUUUGUUCUCUCCUUUUUGUUUGAAUUGUUAUACUCCCAUAUAGUGCAUAGAAUGCAAAUAAAGAAAUGUUGAUUUGGCAUAAUGUAAACAGCCUUUUCAGCCUAAGCAUUCAUAAUAAACUUUUAUAGUGUAAUAACAUGCUAAAUCACUACCAGUCUGAUGUAUUGUGCGGGGAAAAAAAAAGGUGUAAACAUUUUAUUAAUAAAAAGCUUUGUUUAUAAACGUG
Molecule: messenger RNA, 7944 nt
Organism: Gymnogyps californianus (California condor)
Lineage: Eukaryota; Metazoa; Chordata; Aves; Accipitriformes; Cathartidae
Gene: RAB22A
Product: RAB22A, member RAS oncogene family
Exons: 7
Coding region: 197-781 (194 amino acids)
Molecular function (GO): GTP binding; GTPase activity
Source: RefSeq, a predicted model, not a curated record